AGACAGCUACUUCCCGAAGAUAUAAAUAAGCAUAUGAUAUUAGUUGUAAAAAAUGUGGGUUUUUGGAUAUGGGUCAUUGAUAUGGAAAGUUGAUUUUGAGUACGAGGAAAAGUUAGCAGGAUACAUACAAGGCUUUUCAAGAAGAUUUUGGCAAGGCAGUACGACUCACAGGGGAAUACCUGGCAAGCCAGGUAGAGUUGUAACGCUGAUACGGUCAGAAAAUAUAAAUGAAAAAGUAUAUGGCAUUGCAUACAAAUUACCAGGUGAAGAUGUCAAGGCUCAACUAGAUUAUAGGGAAAGAGAAGAUUAUAGCAAUGUUGAAGUUACAUUUUAUCCUUUUGAAGGGGAACCUUUUCCAUUAAUGAUUUAUAUUGGAUCAGAGGAUAGCCCAAACUAUUUGGGACCAAGUCCAAUUGAAUGUAUGGCACAGCAAAUUUAUUCAAGCGAAGGACCUAGUGGAAAAAAUAUCGAAUAUUUGUUCAAUUUAGCGGAUGCUACAAGAAAUUUGGUUCCGAAUUUUACGGACGACCAUCUCUUUGAACUAGAAGCUGCUGUAAAACAAUUGUGUGAAAAAAAAAGUAAAAUCUCUAAUUUUAGGAUAAUAGAUCAUUAG
Dimorphilus gyrociliatus is the source of this 613-nucleotide messenger RNA. The record is from the annotation of a GenBank genome assembly. Lineage: Eukaryota; Metazoa; Annelida; Polychaeta; Dinophilidae.